Molecule: messenger RNA, 534 nt
Organism: Plasmopara halstedii
Lineage: Eukaryota; Oomycota; Peronosporomycetes; Peronosporales; Peronosporaceae
Exons: 4
Coding region: 1-534 (177 amino acids)
Source: RefSeq, a predicted model, not a curated record
AUGGAGUUCGACAAAAAUACAGCGAGCGAUCCAUUUCUCCUGGAGGAUGAUGCGCGUAGCGACGCCGGCGAUGUGGAUAGAAUAGCGCUAGAGCACUGCGCUGAUCCACUUUGCUUAAAGGAUAUCCCAGAUGAGCAGCUCACUGCCGGCAAGCUUGCCAUCGAGAAAGACGUAUUCGCUCGACUCCGCGGGCUCCUAACAGAUGAGGGAUGGCUGCAGCCUCAUGCCCGAUAUGCCUCAAACCGUUUUGAUUCGCACAAGAAGUUGGCUAGGUUGAUACGGUUUGAGCAGCACGAGGAAUUGUACGUGCUACAAAACCGCCAUCGCCUACGCCAGAUGACGCGCGCGAAUGACAUGCCAGAGGGAUUCGAUAAAAUCCUCGAAGAAGCUGUAGUGUCGCAGCAGCUCCUCCUCCGCCCCCUGCAUGUACUGGCAGAUGAGAAAGUGGUAAGUGCCACUGGAUUUUACUGUACAGUACAGUACUGGCAAGUCUGGCAGGUGAGUGAAGGUGAGUGGCGCUGUACGGGCAGGUGA